AUGGUUCCAAGCAGCGAGGACAUCUUGAAUGGCUCUCGGCCAGAUCCAGAGUUUGAAAAGAUUGCGACAAAGGCAGCUGCGCCACCUCUACCCUCCGACGUUGAUAUAAGCGACCUACGCAACGUUACAAACGCAGCAAAAGCAACUACUCGGGAAGCUCAUGGCCUAGAUGCUCGUGUUUCCGAGCACGACAUUGAAAUACCCACGGGCGACGCCAGCAUAAUAAUCGCCCGCGUGUAUUCUCCCACAGAAAUUACUACGGAACACAAUCUCCCCUUAUUUGUCUUUUUCCAUGGUGGUGGCUUCUGCAUUGGCAGCCGUUACGAUGACUAUGAGGCCAACCGCGCCGUAGCACUGAGAAACAAAGUCAUUAUAAUCAGCCCGGAUUACCGUCUAGCCCCGGAAUAUCCUUUUCCAACCGCUGUUCAAGACGAACUCGAUACUCUGAAAUGGGUAGCAGCCAAUAGGCACAAAAUUCACCCCUCCGCCUCGCUGUCCGCUGGUAUAAUCGUGGGCGGUACCUCCUCUGGAGGUAACAUUGCCAACGCCGUCGUUUACUUGAAUCGCAACCAGGCCAGUCCCGUGAAGGUGACCGGCCAGUUUCUUAGUGUGGCACCCUUGAUCCCUGCGCCAGUUGUCCCGGAUAAGUACCGACAAGAUUAUACGAGCGCCGAACAGAGCAAGGCAUUCUCCAUUCCGCCACCAGAGCUGACUCAAUUGUUUUUGUCCGCUUACAAGCCUGAUAUCCAUUCUCCUCUGAUGGUUCCUUUCAAUCAUCCUAAAGGGCACGGUAGCAUCCCUCCUACAUACUUCCAGGUUUGCGGUCUAGAUGCCCUGCGUGACGACAGCUUGAUCUAUGAGCGAGUCUUGCGGGAAGAGAAUGGGAUCGCCACCCGUCUUGACUUCUACCCUGGCCUACCUCAUCACUUCUGGGAGUUCUUUCCGCAAUUGAGGCAGCACAUCCAUCGGAGAAUCGAGGAUACCGUAAAUGGUAUUCAAUGGCUAUUAGAAGAAGGCAGACAACACCAUGUAUUCUAA
Messenger RNA from Penicillium brasilianum, 1038 nucleotides. The record is from the annotation of a GenBank genome assembly. NCBI's taxonomy places the organism in Eukaryota, Fungi, Ascomycota, Eurotiomycetes, Eurotiales, Aspergillaceae.